AUGUCGACCCUGAGCUCUGUCACUUACCAUCUCGUUCGGCGGGGUCUGGAGGAGAAGCCCUCCGACCCCGACCAGCCUGAUCGCCCCUUUCCAGCCUUGGGUUUCACUGUCGUCAUUUUGACGGCUCUUCUGAUGUUCCUUAUCUGCUCUUACAUCGAUUACACUUUUGGAAAGGUCGUGGCGACGCUCGCUGCUAUCGAGGAUCCUAACCCCGACGUCUACGUCCGUAUCGAUGCGGAUGUCAAUGCUCCUAAGUCUGACGAUGAUGAUGAGAAUGACCCCGAGGUUCCAGCUCCGCAAUCCAAGCCCAUUACCAGCUCGUUGCGGACUACCAUCGCCCAUUUGCGUGCCCGCGCCGGCCGUUGGUCUCAGCUACGUGGCCUACGCAUGUACCUGCUGACCAGGGUGGCCACCAGACUCAUUACAUCUCCACUGUCUGCAAUUCUAGGUGGCUUCUUUGUCAGUCAUGUCAUCGCAAGGUUUGUGGCGGAGAUCGUCCUCGCCAACUUGACGAUGGCAUGGGUUCAUAUUGUCAUCUCUGAGCCGUCCACCAAACGCUUCUUCCAGCGUAUCCCUGGUCGUAAAACCUGGAUCAAGAUUGCCCCGGUGGCCGCCCUCCGCUCCCUCGCUUCUCAGUUCACCAUGUUCAUCCCCUUGAUCGUUGGCUACUCCACGAAAGUCCUCAAGAAUGGCGGCGCGGUGAACCCGGCAGUGCCCUCGGACGAGCUUCCUCCAACAAAUGUCGUCGCAGGAACCCUGGGUGUUGCUGCCCUCAACCUGGUCCUAUACCUGCUGGUUGACAUGCCAGCGCAUGUGACCUUCAUCCGUGUCGCGGCUUCGAUGCUGCCUGAAGAUGACGAGACGAUCGUACCCUUUGACCGUACAUUUGGCGGUAAAGUCACCCCGGAGAUUGUGGGUGGUGCGGGCAAGAUCGGAAUCGUCGAUGCCUGGCGGUCUUUCGACUGGGCUUCCCGGGUGCGUUUUGUGAAGGUGGUGGGCAAAGUCUUCUUGAUGGUGGCUGCCGUGGCUCUAGUGUUUAGCUUCAUCCUGGGCCUCGAGGCGUACUUCCUCCUGGGAGAUGCCGUCAACAAGACUUUUGCCUCCAUGUAA
Messenger RNA from Rasamsonia emersonii CBS 393.64, 1110 nucleotides. RefSeq lists its product as uncharacterized. The transcript is spliced from 2 exons. The record is from RefSeq and is a predicted model, not a curated record. The coding region runs from base 1 to 1110 and encodes 369 amino acids. NCBI's taxonomy places the organism in Eukaryota, Fungi, Ascomycota, Eurotiomycetes, Eurotiales, Trichocomaceae.